Molecule: messenger RNA, 1335 nt
Organism: Argentina anserina (silverweed cinquefoil)
Lineage: Eukaryota; Viridiplantae; Streptophyta; Magnoliopsida; Rosales; Rosaceae
Product: aspartic proteinase CDR1-like
Exons: 1
Coding region: 1-1335 (444 amino acids)
Biological process (GO): proteolysis
Cellular component (GO): extracellular region
Molecular function (GO): aspartic-type endopeptidase activity
Source: RefSeq, a predicted model, not a curated record
AUGGCAGCACUAGCAAUAACAGCGUUUGCUCUCUUCCUUCUUUGUGUCUCUGAUUUUUCUCCGGUCUCCGCUAAAGGGGGAUUCACCAUUGACCUAAUUCACCGUGACUCACCUCGCUCUCCAUUCUAUAACCCUUCAGAAACUCCAUCUCAACGCUUGAAGAAUUCCUUUCGCCGUUCCUUCGGCCGCCUCAGUCAUUUCAACCCAACAGCUUCCUCUUUUGGACCUAACCAGGCCGAGUCCACUAUAAUCAACAACCAAGGUGAGUACCUCAUGGAGUUGUCUAUCGGAACACCGCCGGUUUCAAUCAAGGCCAUCGCCGACACUGGCAGUGACCUCAUCUGGACACAAUGCAAGCCUUGUGUUAACUGUUUCACGCAAGCCGAUCCUAUUUUCGAUCCCUCACAAUCUUCUACUUACAAAACCAUUCCCUGCUCAUCAGACCAAUGCACGGCGCUACAGGGGACGUGCCCCGCCGCGGGGAGUGGUUCGAGUUCAGCUUGCCAGUACGUAGUGAACUAUGGUGAUCGGUCACACACAAAAGGAGACAUGGCAGUGGAUACUCUAACCCUGGCUUCCACUACCGGCAGAGACGUUCCGUUCCCGAACAUCAUUAUCGGCUGUGGCCACGACAAUGCUGGAACCUUUGAUAAACACGGUUCUGGCAUAGUAGGACUUGGAGGGGGUGACCAGUCACUCAUUACCCAAUUUGGUAAUUCAAUCGAAGGAAAAUUUUCGUAUUGCUUGGUCCCUUUUGCCUCGGCAGGUGAACAAACAAGCAAGUUGAACUUUGGUGACAAUGCUGUGUUUUCCGGCACUGGCGUUGUGACCACAUCCAUCGUCCAAGAUCAAUCCCAGAAAACCUUCUUCUUCUUGACCUUGGAGGCUAUUAGCGUCGGCGACACGAAGAUUUCCUUCUCAUCAUCAUCAUCAUCUGCAGCCUCUGGUAACGGCAACAUUAUAAUCGACUCCGGUACCACGCUAACCUUACUGGAGCAGUCUUUCUACUCAAACUUAGAAGGAGCAGUCGACAAAGUUGUUGGCGGGGAACGCGUGACUAUCCCGGAGGUUCCAAUGCCUCUUUGCUAUAAGGUGAGUCAAUCUGGGGAUUUGAAUGUGCCAAAUAUUACUGUGCAUUUCAGUGGCGCAGAUGUGGUGUUGGAGCCAAAGAACACCUUUGUAAAGGUGAGCGACGAGGCUACGUGCUUUGCCUUUGCUCCGUCGGAGAGUCUUUCGAUCUAUGGGAACCUAGCGCAGGCGGGUUUCUUGGUGGGAUAUGACGUUAAUCAGAAGACCGUGUCUUUCAAGCCAACUGGUGAUUGCACCAAGGUCUAA